UCUUCAACCCUAACUCUUUAAUAAUCUUCGAUCCUCUCUCUCUCUCUCUCUCUGAGCUUUCCAUGAAAAGCGUCGGGAAAAUGGGGAAAUACAUAAAGAAGAGCAAACUCGACGGAGGAGAAUCUCUAUCUCUAAUCGACGUCUCUCCCUCUCCCCUCGGUGUCCUCACUCGAGCCAAAUCCCUAGCUCUCCAGCGCCGCCUUCAAAAACCCUCGCCUUCUCCCUCCUCCUCCUCGCCGUCGAAACAGAAGACGACGACGGAUUGCGGAGGCGGAGGCGGAGGCGGAGGCUCGUAUCUUCAGCUGAGGAGUCGUCGGCUACAGAAGAAGCCGCCGAUUGUAGUGAUUCGUCGGAGGAAGAAGCAGCGGAGGGUCCGAAACCCUAAUUCCCAAAAUCAGGAUUCGGGUCGUGGGUCUGGUGACGGGUCUAGGUCCGAUUCGGUUGCUGAGAGUGCUGUGUGUGGUAAAGCCAAUGACUUUAAUGGUGAAAUCAACUUGGAUGAGCUUCAUGGCAGUGAAAGUUUCAUCAGGACCACAAGGGAAUCCACGCCAUGCAGUUUGAUGAGAAAACCGGAAACCGUCACAAGCCCGGGUUCAUCUCCGAAGCUUAACAAUGUUGUAAGUGAUGACAGCAACGAGAGAGAAGAGAGUUUGUCGGGAAGCCGUGGUCACCUACCGACCACACCUGAAAUGGACGAGUUCUUCUCUGGUGCUGAAGAGGAGCAACAAAAGCAAUUCAUUGACAAGUACAACUUUGAUCCUGUGAACGAACAACCACUACCAGGACGGUUUGAAUGGAAGAAGAUAGAUGAUUAGAAGCAACAAAACGAAAGGGUGGUGGGGUGGUGUUAAUAGUUAACAAGGCUAUAUUAACAUUUUCCUGCUAAUUAUCCGGUUUGAUCUUUUAUUUCCAUCAUCCGUUUCUUUAACUUGUAAAGAACUUAGGACCAAAAAAAAACCCAUGUAGCGUUGGUGUCUGUAACAUAAGUGGCUGAGAAGGGUUUGUGUAACACACAACUGAUACCAAUCCUUUUCAGUUCUAAACAGAUCACCUUAGUAGUAGUACUAAACCAUAAGUGGGAGGUUAACCCAAAGUCUGUUGGGGUUUUAGCGUUUAGGGGGUUUAGAGUUCUUUCGGUUAAUGGUUUAUUAUAACUCUUUGUCUUGUAUCCAUUUGUGGUGUAUACAUGUACUGAUCUCAAAACUCAUUUCAAUAAAGACUUAUCCUUCUCUGUC
Raphanus sativus (radish) is the source of this 1235-nucleotide messenger RNA. RefSeq names its product cyclin-dependent kinase inhibitor 4-like. Lineage: Eukaryota; Viridiplantae; Streptophyta; Magnoliopsida; Brassicales; Brassicaceae. Gene Ontology annotation, molecular function: cyclin-dependent protein serine/threonine kinase inhibitor activity. Gene Ontology annotation, cellular component: nucleus. Gene Ontology annotation, biological process: negative regulation of cyclin-dependent protein serine/threonine kinase activity. The transcript is spliced from 3 exons. The record is from RefSeq and is a predicted model, not a curated record. The coding region runs from base 63 to 815 and encodes 250 amino acids.